AAUGAAAAUUUUACAGUUUAUCAUGUACUAAACUGUAUUAUUAAUGCCUAACAAAAAAUCGAUGAGAGAGUGAAAAAAAAAAAAUACAGAAGAGCAUUUCGAUUUAGAAGAGAAGAGAAGCAUAGACAUAAAACUUGAGUUUAGACUAUAGUCAAUCAACGAUGGGGGAUAAUAUAGUGGGUAUUGAAUAUAAUAGAGUGACUAAUGCUAGUUCAACUGACUUCCCAGGUCAUUCCAGUAGUGAAGAUAAUUCAUGGGAUAUUGAAAAAUUCAAAGAUCAAUUUGAUAUUCAAAUUUCAUAUAUAACUGAAAGAACUGCCAAUUUCGAUUUAGUUAAUAUAGAUACUUCUAUAUCCAAUGCAUUCCGUCGUAUCAUGAUUGCUGAAGUUCCAUCUGUGGCUGCUGAGGCUGUUUAUAUGUUUAUGAACACCAGUGUUAUACAAGAUGAAGUGUUGGCUCAUAGAAUUGGGUUAAUUCCAUUAAAGAUUGAUCCUGAUUUAUUAAAUUGGGUUGAUAAAACUCAAGAUGAAAAUGAACGUUAUACUGAAGAAAACACUGUUGUAUUAUCAUUAGAUGUGGUUUGUUCCAAAAACACACAUGCACCAAAGAAUUCCACUAAUCCAAAAGAAUUAUAUAAAAAUGCUCAUGUUUAUGCUAAAGAUUUAAAAUUUGAACCUCAAGGUAAUCAAGCUGAAAGAUUUAAGAAUAGUCCAGUUGUUGCUUCAGAUCCAGAUAUUUUAUUAGCUAAAUUAAGACCAGGUCAAGAAAUUUCAUUAAGAGCUCAUUGUGUAUUAGGUAUUGGUAGUGAUCAUGCUAAAUUUUCUCCAGUUGCUACUGCAUCUUAUAGAUUAAUGCCAGUAAUUGAUAUUAAAGAACCAAUUAAAGGAUCUUCUGCCAAAAGAUUUCAAAAAUGUUUCCCAUCUGGUGUUAUUGCUAUUAAUAACAAUGGUGAAGCUUAUGUUAAAGAUGCUAGAAAGGAUACUGUUUCAAGAGAAGUAUUAAGACAUGAUGAAUUUGAUGGUAAAGUCAAAUUAGGUAGAAAGAGAGAUCAUUUCAUCUUCAAUGUUGAAUCCACUGGAGCCAUGUCACCAGAAGAAAUUUUCUUCAAAUCAGUAAGAGUAUUGAAAAAUAAAGCUCAAUACUUGAGAAAUUGUCCAAUUAGUCAAUAGAUCAUAUAGAGUAUUAUGUAAUUGGUCUCUUCCACCACCCCUUGUAUAUUAAAAAAAGUAAUUAUAAUAAUUGAAAACUUUGUAUAAACUUUGAAUUGUAGGGUUAGAUCUAUCUUAUCAAUAAUGAUCUGCGAUCUAAUGACUCGGUGUAAAUGAGGUGAAAUCUUUCAUUUACUACCAUUGUAACUUGUUUAUCUCUUACUCUAGCACAAAUAUACGAGCAUAACAAAUCCCAACCUAAUCCAGAUUAAAUUAGUGUAAAUAUAUAACCCUUCAAUUCAAUUUAGCAGCUAAAAAUAGUCUUCGCUUAAGUUGCCCUCAUAACUUUUUUUACGCGAUGUGUGUGUGAGUGUUAUGCAACCAUUUAUCGUUGGCAAUCACAAAAGAUAGAGAGAUCAAAACCAUAUUUGCCCCCUAGAUU
Molecule: messenger RNA, 1590 nt
Organism: Scheffersomyces coipomensis
Lineage: Eukaryota; Fungi; Ascomycota; Pichiomycetes; Serinales; Debaryomycetaceae
Gene: RPC40
Product: DNA-directed RNA polymerase core subunit
Exons: 1
Coding region: 162-1169 (335 amino acids)
Biological process (GO): DNA-templated transcription
Cellular component (GO): RNA polymerase I complex; RNA polymerase III complex
Molecular function (GO): protein dimerization activity; DNA binding
Source: RefSeq, a predicted model, not a curated record